Molecule: messenger RNA, 7469 nt
Organism: Labrus mixtus (cuckoo wrasse)
Lineage: Eukaryota; Metazoa; Chordata; Actinopteri; Labriformes; Labridae
Gene: lrch2
Product: leucine-rich repeats and calponin homology (CH) domain containing 2
Exons: 22
Coding region: 161-2452 (763 amino acids)
Molecular function (GO): protein binding
Source: RefSeq, a predicted model, not a curated record
AGUAAAGCCUAAAAUGGCCACCAAACCUUGAUCACCAUCCCCAUCAUCAUCAUCAUCAUCAUCAUCAUCACCAUCACCAUCACAACCACCAACAGCAGCAGCAGCACCACCUCAGAAGAAGCCCAUCCCCUAGCGUCCGUCCCGGGAAUGUACCCCGUAUAUGCGCAUGGGCGGAGAAACUGCCGCUGUGCGCUGUUAUUAUAGCAAGAGUAAUUUCUUUUUUACGAAAAUGGCGUCUAGUCAGGGAGGUGUGGGAGCUGUCACGGCUCUGCAAAGCCAUCACUGCCCCAGCGGACCUCACUGGAGCCCGGGCAUCAGCCAGCACCAGCAGCAGCAGCAGCACCACACGGCCCGCAGCCUGGACCGGGCUCUGGAGGAUGCGGUCUGCUCCGGGAUCCUCAACCUCAGCGGCAGGAAGCUGAGGGAGUACCCGGGGAUGAGCUUCGAUCUGACGGAUACAACACAAGCAGAUUUAUCCAAGAAUCGCCUGACAGAAAUCCCUCCUGAGGUGUGUCUGUUCGCCCCCCUGGAGUCGCUCAACCUCUACCACAACUGCAUCAAGUGCAUCCCAGAAGCCAUUAUCAACCUGCAGAUUCUGACUUAUCUUGACAUCAGCCGAAAUCUCUUGUCAGUUCUGCCAAAAUACUUGUUCAGCCUCCCCCUCAAAGUCCUACUUGUGAGCAACAACAAGCUGGUGUCCAUCCCUGAGGAGAUUGGGAAGGCCAAAGAGUUGAUGGAGCUGGACGUGAGCUGUAAUGAGAUCCAGGUGCUGCCGGCUCAGGUCGGGAGGCUGCAUGCCUUACGAGAACUCAACAUCAGGAAGAACUGUCUCCACAUGUUGCCUGAGGAGUUGGCUGAUCUGCCUCUCAUCCGACUCGACUUCUCCUGCAAUAAGAUCACAGAGAUUCCUGCAGCGUACAGAAAACUCAGGCAGCUGCAGCACAUCAUCCUCGACAACAAUCCUAUGCAGUCUCCACCCGCUCAGAUUUGUCUGAAGGGCAAAGUGCACAUAUUCAAGUACCUGAACAUCCAGGCGUGUAGGAUGGACAAGAAGCCGGACACCCUGGACCUUCCCUCCCUCGGCAAGCGUUGCCUUCCACAGCCACUGACAGAUAGCAUGGAAGAUUUUUAUCCCAGUAAGAACCACGGGCCUGACUCUGGAAUUGGUAGUGACAAUGGCGACAAGAGGCUGUCUACGACUGAGCCUUCAGACGAUGACACAGUCAGCCUGCACUCCCAGGUUUCAGAGACAGCCCGUGCUGACGCCCUCUCGCUCCUCUGCAAAAUGGAUUCUUGCAAAGAUCAGGAUCUCUAUGACUUUAUAGAGCCCAACCCGGACGAGGAUCCUGCUCUGUCAGAGUGUGAUGGGCAGCAGAGCACUCAUGUGUCUUGUAUAAAGGAACUGGAGAAAGUUCUUAACAUGUCUCACCAAAGCAAAGAUAAAGACAGCUGGAAAGAGGAGUCUGGUUCCGAUAAGGAGCAGCUAGUUGAGGAAGAGGAUGAUGAGCUGAAGGAGGUUCUGGAUCUGAGGAAGAUUGCAGUUCAGCUUCUGCAGCAGGAGCAGCAGAACAGACGACGGUCCUUAAUAUGCAGAGCGGAGAGCCUCAUCCACCGACGCAGAGUCACCGGCCGAGCACACAGGUUCUUGAGUCACUCUGGCAGCUCCAGCAGCAAACCCAGGCCCCCGCCUCAAGCCGCUCGAAGUGCUUCUCUGGAUGAAGGAAGUAGUGGAGCAUCAGUGCUGAGCGGACAGCCCUCGUCUUCCUGCUCCUUCGAUGGCAGCCUGAAAACAGAUCUCUCAGAUUCAGAACCAAAGUGGCCUGAAGUCCCACCUGUCCUCAAUCAGAACGAAGACCGCAGGAGGAACAAGUACCUGAGGAAAGACUAUCUCAAGUACAAGUGUCAGAGUGCUCGGAAAAACUCCAGCGAUGACUGCGAGGAGGGAUUGCGCAGCAGUGAUUUCAGCACCACUCUGACAGUGUUUGGACUCAAGCCUAGAUCAGCCUUUACCAGAGGAAGCCGGCAGGAGUACACGUCCACAGACCCCAGCUUCACUAUGAGGAGGAAGAUGGAGCACUUGAGAGAGGAAAUGGAGCAGAUUGGAUUGUUACGACAGAACAUCGAGGCCAGACUGAAGGUGUUGCUCCCUGACGAUGUCGGAGCUGCUCUUAUGGACGGGGUCGUCCUUUGUCAUUUAGCCAAUCACAUUUGUCCUCGGUCCGUCUCCAGCAUCCAUGUUCCGUCUCCUGCAGUGCCAAAGCUUAGCAUGGCUAAAUGUCGUAGGAAUGUGGAGAACUUCUUGGAUGCGUGUAAGAAGCUGGGUGUCACACAGGACAAGCUGUGUCUGCCCCAUCACAUCCUGGAGGAGCGUGGUCUGGUGAAGGUCGGUGUGACGGUCCAGGCUCUGCUGGAUCUUCCGUCAUCGAAGCCCUCACAACUCUCAGCUGUUUGACAAAAAGCCUGAAUGUUGCGCCUGACCUUUUGUCAUCCAAAUGAACCCUCUCGGCGGAGCAAAUCCUCACGCCUCCCCCCCCCCCCCCCCACCACCACCACCAGGGACCAGAGAGCCCCCUUUGGACGAGGACCCGGUGGACUGCUGGUUCUUCGGGUGUCUUCUUCUGCCUGACUGAAGCAGGAGGCGUGAGGGAGAGAAACCUCCGUCUCUUCAUAUGAUGUCAGCUGUCGCCAUCUUCCCAUGCGUCAUAUUUUCAUUCGUAUCUUGUUCCCCCGUGACUGAACUCUUCCCCGUGUGUGCGUGGACUACUGACUCUGACUGUGUGUUUUCUGCACAGUUUGCACACCCCUCUUUACAUGCUCAGUGAUUAUUGAGCCUGCGAGUGCCAGUGCUGACAGUAUUUCCAUGCUGGUGUUGGAGAUGUUGGCAGUGUGGAGAUGACAGACAUGUGACUCAUUUUUUACUGUAGAGACCUCAGCUGCACGCUGACCUCAAGAACACAAACACCUGACUGUGACCUCAAGAGGGUCUUACGCUCUUUGACCUUAUCUUUCAAUUGAGUUUUCCCCUGGGAGAAAUCACUUUUGAAUCUAUUAAUGUUUCGAUUUUGCUUGAGUUGACUUUCUUCCCAUUAUCAGUAAAACGGAUACAUUCCCCACCUCUAUCAAAUACUACACAAACUUGUGUGAAGUGACAUUUAACCACUGUGACAACGUGCUCGGCUGUGGCCACGCGCGCAAGGCUCAUGUUGUGCAGCAGUUUCAUUUUUUUUUUUUCUCCCUCUUUUUGAAAAGUUUCCCCGUCUUCUAACUUUUGUAAAAGCUUUUAUACUUUCUCCAGUCAAUGCCAAUCAUCACUGAUCAUGUUCAAGGAGUUAAGAGCACUGGUUCGCACAUGUAAGACACACUGCGGUUUGGAUUUGAUGUCAUGACCUCAAAUGAAACUUUUAUACCGCUUGUGUUUCUGAACUGCUGCUUAGAGACCUUCACUCCUGUACAACACAUGAAAGAGCUUCUCUUACUGCCAGGCCACUGUGCUGUCCUCGUGUUUCCGAAACGUUUGAAUAUUUCAGGGAAAUGAACUUAUUUAUGUAUUUAUUCAUUUUGUUUUAUAUUUAUUGUCUGUUGACGCUUUGUGUGUCUUGCCGUUAACAUACCUACCGGUACACUUCAUGACUCAGAGCCGAUCCUAAAUCAACACGGAGCUUUGACAGACGUCACGCUUCAAUCUCAAACUGGUUGACACAGGUGCAACAUGAGUACCACUAAGCUGGAGACAAAAAUAUCCAUCAUUCAUCAGUAGAGCUGAGAGUAGCUGGGUUAUUAAUGGGUACAUAAAGGAGGCUUAAUUCUGCGGCAAACAUUGCACAAGAGUUGAUCUUGUUCUCAAACGCUGACCUAAAGGUGGCUUCAAGUGAUCUGACAGUAUGAAAGAUCUGUCAUCUCCUUAUGGAGUUACACCCUUUUUAUUUGUGAAGUUUUGUUCUGUGCUCAUACAGUAGUUUGUUGAUAAUGGAUUCUUACAUGCAGGACAAUAUAUCUCUUUUUUUUUGUCAGGAUUUGCGUUUUACUGUUGAAUUCUUUGAAAAGGACUCCAUAAGGCAGCUGCAGUGCUCCAGACAAUUUCCAAUUUCAAUUGUACAUCUGAGAGGUCGGCUCUAAGCUCCUGUGAGGCGUUUUUUAAAUGCUUGUGAAGGCUGAAUUUAAAACAGAUGCCUCUCUAUGACCUACUAAAGCAAACAAGACCAUUAGCAGCAAGAGUGGUUGUUUUUUUUUUAUAUAGCUAUUAUUAAUGCCGGGAACUGCUGCCACGGGGUACUCGUCAGAUGAAGUGAUUAACAGCAGGCUGAAGAAACAAACUGUUUUUACAUUUUUUCACGUGGCAAAGAUUCUUCAUGAGCGAUGCAUUUGACUUUAACAAGAAAGCAGGAUGAGAUGUUUUGUUAAAAAAACACUGCUAACAAAAUCAACGUCAAUGUUUUUAUAAUGCAACAGAGUGGAACUGAAAAAUCACUUUUCAACUGCUUUCCCCUGCUUCAAGAACGCCACACUGCCAGUACAAUGUUGUAACAUUAAUCAAACGCGCUUGUUGAAUAGAAUAAUGUGUGAAUGAAAAAAAGGGGAUUUUCAUGCUGGUUUGGACAUGGGCAUGUUGAAGAUUGAACUUAAGACUUCAAGUUUAAAGAGCAGCUGAGGGCGUAACUGAUCCCCAUCACAGACAGAUUAAAAUGUCAUUAAAGGUCCCAUAUUAUGAUUUUUCUGGUUUUAUAUGCUCUUUAGUGUGUUUUACAAGUGUCCUGUGCAUGUUUAGGCACAUCUAUGUGCUUCUCCUACCUCCUCCUGUUAGCUGUAGCAUUAGCUGCAUGUAACGCUCGGUUCUAGCCCCCCUCCAUAAAAAUGUGUCAGUGCGGCGUCAUUGUCAAGUCCAUUGGCUCGUUGUGGCAAGCCCUGCAGCUCAUGUUGAAAUUUCCGAGACGCGUGCUGAGCAACUGACCAAUAACGACAGAGCGGAUCGGCGGACCAAUCAGAGCAGACUUGGCCCACGUGGGGGUCUAACAGUGUGGGCUCAACAGAGUGCAGCUGACGGACUCAGAGCGUAGAGGGAGCAAGGAGGAGCAGUACAUGAAAACAGACACUUUUUUCGGACUUCAGCUAUUGUGAACGUACAAAAGUAGGAACAUAGAUUAAAUAUACGAACCCCAAAAAGGGCAGAAUAUCUCUGACAGGCACAGGCUCUGAUAGUUCAUCUGUAGCAGCCUGUGGUUAACACACAGUCCCUGAUUUACAAGAGAUCAUGACAACAUUAUAGUUUGACCGAGUAUAUUAAACUUUAUUGUCAGACAAUGUCGGAAAAUUCCCCUCGCAUCACGGCAGCUUCAUAUGCAAUAUCGAAGUUAAAGCUCCCGUGAAGUAUUUGUUUUGUGUUGAUUUUGGCGCCCCCCUGUGUACAAAGCUUUUAUCGCGUGCUUUCUUUAAACAGUCAAAUGUAUAAAUCUUUGCCCAGGGCAGGGACUUGGUGUGACUCCUACCCCACAGCAACCACUCCAGGCAUGAAAAGUAACUUCAUAGAUGUAAUUAAUCUUGUUGUUUAUGGUCUCAUUUAUCUACACUUAUCUACACAUAUUCAUUUCAGUCUGUUUCAAAAACCAGCCAAAACCUCCUGGCAGGAGCCAAACGUAUCAGAGCCUGGCUGAGCUCAGAGAGGAUUAACAAACCUUGACUUGACCAUUUAAUGUGUGUGUGUUCUUGCCAAGAUGACAAAUGGUCAGUUAUUACACCCAAGUCUUCAUGAGGAGAUAACAGCUUUUACUUUUUAGCUUUUACAUUUUGGAUAACAAUAGGCGCUUUAUAAGAAUCAGAUGGUAAACCAAAUACAAUGUCCUCUGUUCUACUGAAAAGCAAAGACUGCUCGAAUGUUAGGGUAUUAUUUGAGUAGCUGCAACAUCUUCCAGCACAGAAAUACUGACUGACGUGACAUAAUGUGCCUUGAAGGAUGACCAUAAUUCUUUUUUCUGCAGUGUUACAAACGGUGAGAUUCAUUUUUUAAUUAUUUUAAAUACACUGGCUAUAGAUUUAGCAUUUUCAUUCCAACUGCUUCUUUUUGAGGAUAACUUUUUCUUAACUGGCCAUUGUUAAACAACACACAGUCUGUUGAAGAGAUAACCAAAAUCUGGCUUAAAACUCAUGUGAGUCAGCUUUUCACUGUAACCGCAACAGGCGUCAGUAGCAUUGAUAUUCUGUAUUUAUUACUUUUCCUGAGAACCUCUGUCUUUCUCCGGGGCGUAUUGACUGGCUUUGAUUUUUUUCAAAGGAAGAGGUUAAAAAUAGAUACAAAUGACAUUGUUCAGUUUAUCAGCCCAUUAAGUUCACAGUCACAAUCCACAUACAGUUGCAUGCAAAGUGUUUUUUUUUUCAUGAAGACAAUUCCUUUGAAUCUCUUGAGAUGACGAGGCGCUGUCCUUUGACCUGCCGUUUGGCUGCAUGCAAUCACUUAAAAGCUGCACGCCUCUGGAAAUACUCCUGGACAUGACUGUCUUUACUGCAGCUGCAGACGGGGUCAGAUAUAAUAUAGUAAAUAAACAUGCUCUGGAAAACAAAACAAUACAGACUGUGCGACACUGAGCUUCCUAGAACAGCAUCUGCAACACAAGCAGGCGUGACAACCAGAACUCAAAAAACAUAACACAGGCCGGCUGGCUUUUUGAAAGCAGAAUCCCUGCCAUCACUAAUUACAUUUGAGAUCUCCAAAACAGCAUUACUCCCAGUCAAAACUUUAUUCUCUGUAAACAAGGAUGUAAGAAGAUGUAAGAUAUUCCUGAUAACAUUCUUCUAAUCAACAAUGGCCACUCCAGAUAUCCACAACGUAAACCCUCCGAGGACAAAUACCGCCAUUCUUGCUAGAACAUGUGUAUUUGGCUUUUAAUUUCAGAUACACAUGUUGUUAUUCAUCCAGAAAGAACUCUCUGGAUACGUGUAAUAGAAGUCACUGUACAAUCCAGUAGUUACUGUUACUAAUCAGAAUUUGAAUUAUGGAUAUUCAAAAUGAACUUCUGUACAUAUCUGAAACGUUAAGCUUAAAGCCUGAUACAUGUGAAGGCCAAAGUGACGUCAUUUGUCCUAAGAAGAAUUAUACUUUAGAGGUUUUAGAUCCAGAUAUGUAUCCGGCCCUACAUAUAUCUUGCUGUAUGUCUGCGCUUCUGUGUCAUAUUUUACUGAACAUAAUCACUUCUGUUGUCCUGACUUUGACAAAUGAAUCAGUCACUUCAUUUUUGAAGGGUGAUGAAGGCACAAAACUGCAGAAAUUCGUAGUUCGAGGCUCAUCGUGAUAUACAGUCUGGUUACCGCUGCCGUGUUUAGCUGGAUUGCAGUUGACCGUCAGAUGUAUGUGAAAACAAUUCCAAGGUGGAACCAACGCAGACAGAUGGACAUUAACAGGCCACACCAUCGCAACCAAGAUUAACCAGAGCCUCGAUAACUAUAAAUCAGAAAGCUGGAAAUUAUUUUAACAACAGCAA